AUGAGACAUCAAAAUAAUCACAUUUAGAACUUGCAUUUGAUUGCUGCACGACUUAGCGCUGCAAAAUCUACUUAAAAAUCCUUCUUAAAUGAUAGUUGUUAGAUAUUAACCUAAUAAACCAAUUUAUCAAUCAACUAAUCAUUUAGCAGUCCUAAAUAUGUGUCCACUCAACAUUCGUUUAUAUUACCGUAACCAGUUAAUACAAGCAUGAGCAUGAGAGACACCUAGUAGAGUUACAAAUGUAGUUCUCCCUCAAUGAGAGUACAAACAGAAAAGAAUGAUAAGGAUGAUAAAAAACAGUAAUAAUUUAUUGAAGCGACCUUUAAAUUAUUAGCCUAAAACGAAAAGUUAGAGAAAUUGAUAAGUUAAUAAAAUGAAAUGCUUCAGAUGUAUAGAGAGGAUAAAAAAGAACUCGAAAUCACAAUUAAGAGAUUGAAUUAAGAAAUUUAGUUUCUCAAGGAUGCUAAUUAUAAAUAAGUCUCUAUGUUAGAAAAAUAAUUAAAACAAGUGAAAGGAAACUCGUAUUAUCUUCCCAAAAAGCUUUUCAAAUGA
Messenger RNA from Paramecium octaurelia, 552 nucleotides. Lineage: Eukaryota; Ciliophora; Oligohymenophorea; Peniculida; Parameciidae. The record is from the annotation of a GenBank genome assembly.